This is a messenger RNA of Thecamonas trahens ATCC 50062, 1695 nucleotides long. Its product is annotated as CMGC/CDK protein kinase. Lineage: Eukaryota; Apusomonadida; Apusomonadidae. Gene Ontology annotation, molecular function: cyclin-dependent protein serine/threonine kinase activity; RNA polymerase II CTD heptapeptide repeat kinase activity; ATP binding. The record is from RefSeq and is a predicted model, not a curated record. Gene Ontology annotation, cellular component: nucleus; cyclin-dependent protein kinase holoenzyme complex. The transcript has 2 exons. Gene Ontology annotation, biological process: positive regulation of transcription elongation by RNA polymerase II; protein phosphorylation. The coding region runs from base 1 to 1695 and encodes 564 amino acids.
AUGUCAACCGGGCUCACUCCACACCCGCCGCCACCACGGAUCCGCACGCCUCCGUACCCUGUACCCCCCGUCCCGGCGAGGUUGUCGGACCCGCCGCCGCCGCCGCCGCCGGUAGCGGCAGCGUACCCGGCACCGCCGCUCCCGCCCGGCCCGCCGCCGGCAGCCCAGCAGCCUCCACUCCCACCCGGCCCGCCGCCGCCGACGUCGUCAUCGGCAGCGCCAGCCUCGGCUGGUGGUAAGGCGUUGUCGGUACCCGCAAGCUCGCAGAGCCCCACCAUGGUUGCUUCGACCAAACCGAUCUUCACUUCGAGCAAGAAAGCUGCGAUGUGGGGCUCGCGCUCGGUCGACGUCUUCCAGAAGGAGCGCCACGUGGGCGAGGGCACCUUUGGCAUGGUCUAUCUUGCCACCGACAAGGCUACCGGCGAGCGCGUUGCGCUCAAGAAGGUCCGCACCGAGUCUGAGCGCCAAGGCUUCCCCAUCACCGCCAUUCGCGAGAUCAAGAUCCUCAAGGGCCUCAAUCAUCCCAACGUGGUCUCGCUCAAAGAAGUCGUCAUGUCCGACCUUGGCACCGUCUACCUUGUCUUUGAGUAUGCGUCAAGUGAUCUUGUUGGCAUUCUGGACAACCCGGAGAUCCCUGCGCUCACGCUGGCCCAGAUCAAGACGUACCUCAAGCAGACGCUCGAGGGUCUGUACUACGUCCACGCGCAGAAGAUCAUGCAUCGCGACAUCAAGGCUGCCAACUUGCUUGUCCACGACGGUGUGCUCAAACUUGCUGACUUUGGCCUCGCCAAGCCCAUCGACCGCAACGCCGACGGCUUCACCAACCAGGUCGUCACUCUCUGGUACCGAGCCCCAGAGAUUCUGCUCGGCGAGCGCAUGUAUGGUCUGCCCAUCGACAUUUGGUCCGUCGGAUGCAUCAUGGUCGAGCUCCUCACUGGCCGCGCCUUCCUACCGGGCAAGGACGAGGCCCACCAGGUCGAUCUCAUCUGCCGCCAGCUCGGCACCCCGACCGAGGCCACCUGGCCCGGCUGCACCAGGCUCCCGCGCUUCGCAACCCUCGUCAAGAACAAGUACCCGCCCAUGAUUGCCCGCACCCUUAAGGAUCUCCAGCCUGAUGCCUACGACCUCGUCACGAAGCUCCUGUCUCUUGAUCCCGCCAAGCGCCCAACCGCCCAGGAGGCGCUCGAGCACAAGUUCUUCUUCAACAAGCCUCGCCCGCUCAAGCCGGAAAAUAUGCCCAAGUUUACCUCGCAUGAGCUUGACGCCAAGGAAAUCCGCAAGAAGAUGCGCGCCGAGCAGGCUGUCGGCGCAAAGCGCGCUGCCGCCGCCGCCGCUGCUGGUGCAGACCACCCCUCGAAGCGCUCGCGCAACCUGUACAACCAGCCUCGCCGCGGCGACCGUGACCGCCGCGGUGGUGGUUCCUACGAUCGCGGUGAUCGCAACCGUGACCGCGACCGCAACCGUGACCGCGGCCCGCCGCCGGGCCCACCGCGUGCUCGCGGCCCGCCGCCGGGCCCACCCGCCCCGCAGCAGCGCCAUCACCACCCGGGCGCCGCCCGCCGUGGCGGCCCGCCGCAGCGCCACCGCCACCCGGGCUUCAACCGUCAGCGCCGCCCAAACCGCCCGCCGCCCAAGUCCGCUGCCAAGAACGGGUCGUCCGGCCGCGGUGGGGCCGGCCCCGCCGCCGGCAAGUAA